AUGAUCACUAGACCAGCUAUCACCGGAGCCGCCGCAUCAUGCUUGUUCUUUCUGCUUUCUUUAUUGUACAUCCUUUUCUCUCACACCGACCACAGUGGUUCAAGGUGGCCGUUUUUUUACAUUCCGGUUGUGGGUGUUCUGGUGGUGGGCGGAUUCUUGGUGGUUAUGGCGAGAGCCACCAUGGUGACGUUGAUAACAGUGUUUGUGAUGUUGAGUUGCGUAGGGAAACGGCGUCGUGUGCUUGUGUUGGAAGGGAAGAAGAUUAGUAGUGAAGUCGUAAUGCAUUUGUUUAAGGUUGUGAUUAAAGAGAGAAGCUUUGUGGCUAUUGCUUGUGCUGUGUUUUGCACUACGAUGGCCAUGGUUUUGGUUUGA
This is a messenger RNA of Lactuca sativa (garden lettuce), 372 nucleotides long. RefSeq lists its product as uncharacterized. Lineage: Eukaryota; Viridiplantae; Streptophyta; Magnoliopsida; Asterales; Asteraceae. The record is from RefSeq and is a predicted model, not a curated record.